Molecule: messenger RNA, 700 nt
Organism: Rhodofomes roseus
Lineage: Eukaryota; Fungi; Basidiomycota; Agaricomycetes; Polyporales; Fomitopsidaceae
Product: cytochrome b-c1 complex subunit 10
Exons: 4
Coding region: 62-283 (73 amino acids)
Biological process (GO): mitochondrial electron transport, ubiquinol to cytochrome c
Source: RefSeq, a predicted model, not a curated record
CACGACAGCCAUCUCUUCAACCUCAUCGUCUACCGCGACAUCUCGUCCGCACACGCAAGCUAUGUCUCGCUACUCGCUGCACGUAGAGCCUGAGCACAAACGGCCCCUCACUUUCGUGCGCCGCUGGGGAACCAGCCUGGGCCUGUGGGGAGCCGGCGCAGGGGUCAUGGCCCUAUACUUCCUGUCCGUGACACCGUUGGUAAAACGGGAAUUCCUUUCCAAGCUCCCUGCGGUGGGCGGGUACUGGCAAGACAAGACCCCUGCGUCGGACAAGCCGUUCUAGAACCGUGUUCUUAUCCGCAGCUUGAAUAGAUUUUGGGUCUUUGACCCGUAGCCCUCCGACGUGUGUCCCAUGCAGCGGUACGAUAUACAUGGCAGCGGCAAGAAGAUGUCCAAAUCGCUAAAGCUUGUUUGAGACCGGGCUGGCACCUCCACGGUCACCAGUCAGGUCGAUUCCCAACUUCUCCUCCAACUGUUUGAUUGCGCCCAUCGAAUUCCCGAUGGGCACGUCUGCGGGAGGGCUCUAGAUCAGUAUGGAAUUUCCAAGGUACGAGCGAUCGAAGGACCGAUGCGUCGACUCACGGAUCGUCUCCAUUCCAAGGCUCUGAGCCACUUUGAGGUUCCUGCAGUCUCGACCGUAAGAUGAUAUAUGUAAGCAGGGCCACCUAGCCCACUCACAUUCCGAGGUCAUCAAGGAACA